Penicillium vulpinum is the source of this 1821-nucleotide messenger RNA. Its product is annotated as non-ribosomal peptide synthetase. The transcript has a single exon. Gene Ontology annotation, biological process: secondary metabolite biosynthetic process; amino acid activation for nonribosomal peptide biosynthetic process. Lineage: Eukaryota; Fungi; Ascomycota; Eurotiomycetes; Eurotiales; Aspergillaceae. The coding region runs from base 1 to 1821 and encodes 606 amino acids. The record is from RefSeq and is a predicted model, not a curated record. Gene Ontology annotation, molecular function: phosphopantetheine binding. Gene Ontology annotation, cellular component: cytoplasm.
AUGUCUUUCAAUGGUGGUGGUGUAUCCAACUGGACUUUGGUGGCUGCUCCUGCUACUCAUGCCGAAGCAUGGUGCAUGCGGUGUGUCAAUUCCAUUGCGAACAUCCCCGCUGGCUUAUGCCAGAACUCCACGGCCGGUAUUAAAUGUCAAUACUGUCAUCUGCAACAUCAAACUUGCACACCUCCACCAUUGGUGCACGCCCGUGUGCACGACCUCAUCAUCGCGCAAUGCCAAUCUUGCCCAUUGGAGCCAGCUAUCGCUGCUUGGGAUGGCCAUUUGACCUACCAUGAGCUUGAUCAACUAUCUACCCGCCUUGCAACCAAGCUCGCAAAGCUCAAGAUAAUACAGCCUGACAAAAUAGUACCUGUUUUGGUGGAGAGAUCUGUGUGGGUUUCAGUCGCCAUCCUGGGUAUCUUGAAGGCAGGCGGUGCUUUUCUUCUUAUGGAUAUCUCAUUUCCAGAUGAGUAUGUUAAACAAAUUUGUGCAAAGAUUGAAGCUCCGCUUGUUUUGGCAUCCAUUCGUCAAGCCUAUCGUGUGAAACCACCAAGUCCACUUGUUUUAGAGGUGGGAGCUAAUACACUGUUGGCUGAUGAUGAGGAAAAAUGUACACACCUUCAGUCGGCUUACGCACGACCAUCUGAUGCAUGCCAUGGUCUUUUUACCUCCGGAUCCAGCGGGAAUCCUAGAGUUGUCGUUAUAGACCAUGCUGCGGUAUGCACUGCCUGGGCACAGCCGGUAGCCACUCAACUGAUGCUUUCGUCAUCAUCUCGGGUCCUUCAAUCUAAUUCCCAUGCAUUUUGUGCUUGCGUUGUUGAGUACCUUGGGGCCAUGAUCCAUGGAGCUUGUCUAUGUAUAGCUCCAGAGCCGGGCCAAGGAAAUGAUACAAUGAAAACCAUUCGGGAGUUGAACGCCAAUUUUAUCAUCCUGACUCCCUCUGCAUCUCGCUUACUGGAUCCCAACCAGGUCCCCUCACUCCAAGUCGUUGUUUUAGCUGGCGAGGCGCUGGGCCCCCUUGAUCUAGAGAAAUGGCAAGGACGAGUGCAAUUGAAGUGCAUGUAUGGAUUGGCAGAGGUUGCGGCAUUCGCCUUGCUUGCUGAUUUGACCAACCUUAACUCAAACUACCGGGAGAUUGGAGUGCCGAUGCAUACAUGGAAUGCUUGGAUCGUAGACACCAACAAUGUCGAAGAUUUGGUACCACCCGGUGGGGUAGGUGAGCUGCUGCUAGAAGGUCCCAGUCUGGGACGUGGCUAUCUCAACGAUCCUGCUUGUACGGCCCAGAAUUACAUUUCGGCCCCUUCAUGGCUCAUGCAGAUUCGACCCACGGCGUCACAUGGCUAUCGCUGCUUGAAUACAGGGGAUCUUGUUCGCCACUCCCCCAACGGAGCACUUGAGUACAUCCGCCGAAAGGAUGUAACCGAAGUAAAGAUCCGAGGGCAGCGUAUGGACCUUACAGAUGUUGAAAGACAUCUCGCCCGACAGUAUCCUACAUCUACUCAAGUCAUGGUGGAUAUUAUCAUUCCAUCCGAUGAUAUUGGCCACAAUGGCAUCAUGUUGGUUGGCUUCAUCCAUACGGAGUCCUCACAUCACAAUAUGCAAAACAAAAACGAUGAAAUAUUUGCUUCAAAAAUUGAGAGUCGUGCAAAGGCAGCCACUGUUCUUUCUGCCAUGAAGGAAGCGCUUCCUACAUUCAUGGUCCCAGACGUCGUUGUUGUUCUCAACCGGAUCCCAGCAACAACCUCAGGCAAGCUACACCGCGAUCGACUACGCCGCCUAGCCUCAAGAUUGCCUCGCAGCACUUUACUGGCGUACGGCGAUGUCUAG